AUGAAGACCUUCUACAAUGUCUACGCCAUUUGUGGCUUCGCCGCAAUUGGCGGUGGGCUUUUCGGUUUCGACAUCUCUUCCAUGUCCGGCGUGCUAGGAACUCCUGCAUACAGGAAUUAUUUUGGACGUCCUGCCGGCACCAGUCAAGGCGGUAUUACUGCUUCCAUGCCCGCUGGCUCCCUCUUCGGUGCUCUCUGCUCUUCUUUUCUUGCCGACCGCCUGUCGCGUAGGACCGCUAUACAGAUCGCUGCGAUUAUUUGGUGCAUUGGCGCCAUCCUGCAGGCCUCCGCCAACGGUGUUGCUCUCCUGUGUGUCGGCCGUGUCGUCGGUGGAUUUGCCGUCGGUAUCUGCUCUGCCAUCGUUCCCGUCUACCAGAGUGAGAUCGCGCCCAAGGAGAUCCGUGGUCGCGUCGUCUCCCUCCAGCAGUGGGCUAUCACAUGGGGUAUCCUGAUCCAGUACUUCAUCCAGUAUGGCUCUUCAUUCUACGACGGUGGCGUCGACAAUGAGUUACAGGGUACCGCCGCCUUCCGUAUUCCUUGGGGUAUUCAGGCGGUUCCCGGUGCCAUUCUCUUCCUUGGCCUAUUCUUCUUCCCUAAAUCGCCGCGCUGGCUUGCCUCGAAGGAUCGCUGGGAGGAGGCUCUCACCGUUCUUGCCCAUCUCCACGGCAACGGCGAUAAGAAUCACCCAAAGGUCCUCGCCGAGUACCAGGAAAUCGAGGAAGCUCUUCGCUUCGAGCGUGAGGAGGCUGAAACUAGCUUCGCUGCUCUUGUUAAGCCCCGCAUCCUCAAGCGUGUCAUUCUCGGCAUGUCCAUUCAGAUGUGGUCGCAGCUGUGUGGUAUGAAUAUCAUGAUGUACUACAUUGUAUUCAUCAUGCGUGGUGCUGGUAUUGCGGAUGAGCUCCUCACCUCAUCCAUCCAGUACAUCAUCAACGUCGUGAUGACUUUGCCCGCUAUCCUUUACCUAGACAAGUUCGGCCGUCGUCCUGCGCUCCUGGUCGGUAGCUUCUUGAUGAUGACCUGGCUGUUUACCACUGGCGCCCUUCAGGCCUCCUACGGUGUUCCUAACCCAAACGAGAGCGACAGGGACAUCUCGUGGAUUGUGCCACAAGAGCAUCCCGGCGUCUCCAAGGCCAUUGUCGCCUGUUCUUAUCUCUUUGUCGCUUCGUUCGCCACAACCUGGGGACCCACGUCAUGGACGUAUCCUUCUGAGAUCUUUCCCGCCAAAGUUCGUGCGAAGGCCGUGUCUCUCGCUACUGCCGCGAACUGGACAUGGAACUGUAUUCUGGCUUUCGCCGUCCCUCCUCUUCUCUGGAGCAUCAACUGGAAGAUGUAUAUGAUUUUUGCCACAUUUAACGGUCUUGCCCUCAUUCACAUGUUCUUGGCGGCACCUGAGACCAAAGGGAAGACGCUCGAGGAGAUGGACUCUGUGUUUGACAGCGGUAUUCCUCCCUGGAAAGCUGGCAAGAUCGAGUCGCGCCUUGAUCAACUUCAACGCGACAUCGAAGCUGGAAAUGUCAAGCCCAACCACAGCAAGGGUCCCGGUCAGAUCGAGAACGUUUCCCAUGAGCCCAAGGUCUGA
Molecule: messenger RNA, 1578 nt
Organism: Didymella exigua CBS 183.55
Lineage: Eukaryota; Fungi; Ascomycota; Dothideomycetes; Pleosporales; Didymellaceae
Product: high affinity glucose transporter
Exons: 5
Coding region: 1-1578 (525 amino acids)
Biological process (GO): carbohydrate transport; transmembrane transport
Cellular component (GO): membrane
Molecular function (GO): carbohydrate:proton symporter activity
Source: RefSeq, a predicted model, not a curated record